CCGCUGCCUGCCGGGACGCGUAGUCCCGCGGCCCAGCGCCGCUGCCGGCCCGCUGCAGCUUCUAAACCGGAAACUGGACAACCUCACGGGGUCUGGCAGGGGAGAAGUGGAGCUGGCGAAGCUCUGGGGCUGCUCCAGAGCUGCUGGCUCCGCCGGGGUUUGGAGUCCCGGAAAGGAUCCCUGGGCUUCCCGAGUGGGGAGCCUGGCUCCUUGGCUCUGUCCUGCAGCCUGCGCUGGCUCCUGGGGGCUGUCGCUCCAGCCCACUCCCUGCAGGUCCCCCCUCUGCCCGGUGCUGCCCACUGACCCCCGCAAAGCCCCAACAAGUGAUGGAGGGAGAGCCCACCCUGCGCCUCCGGAUCUUCGACCUCAACUGCUGGGCCAUCCGCUACCUGAGCAAGCGGCGGCAGGAGCGCGUCCGGCUCAUAGGGGACACACUGCGCCAGGAGCACUUCGACCUGGUGCUGCUCCAGGAGGUGUGGAGUGAGCAGGACUACAGUGGCCUGAAGGUGAAACUAGCAGGCUCUUACCCCUUCUCCCAUUACUUCCGCAGUGGGGUGAUCGGCAGUGGCCUCUGCAUCUUCUCCAGGUUCCCUAUUCUGGACACGCUCCUCUACCAGUACUCACUGAAUGGGUACCCCUACAUGCUCCAACAUGGGGACUGGUUCUGUGGCAAGUCUGUUGGUCUUGUCAUAAUGAAGAUCUCAGGGAUCAUCUUCAACAUCUACGUGACGCAUCUGCACGCUGAGUACUGCCGGGACAAGGAUGCCUACCUGCCCCACCGCCUGGUGCAGGCCUGGGAGCUGGCACAGUUCAUCCGACACACCUCAAAGGCAGCAGACGUGGUGCUGCUGGGAGGGGACCUGAACAUGCACCCCGAAGAUGUGGGAAUCCGGCUGCUGCGCGGCUGGACGGGGCUGCAGGACGCCUUUGCUGAGGCCACACGCUUCGAGGGCUGUAAGAAUGGCUGUACCCUUGUCCCUGACAACUGCUUCACUGACAAGUCAGAGCUGCUGCCCUUCCCGCUGGGCAUCCGCAUUGACUACAUCCUCUACAAGGCCAUCUCCAGCUUCACAGUGAAGUGUGAAGAGCUGAAGACCACCACAGGGCCAGCCCCAGGCAUGGGUAUCCCCUUCUCAGACCAUGAAGCCGUGAUGGCAACACUGCACAUCCAGAGGCAGGGACAGCCUGUGGGUGCCACCCUCGGCACAGCUGACCUGGCACUGGCAGACGUGGUGACAGAGGCACAGACAGAGGUGGGCAUGGGGCUGCAGGCAGCGCAGCGGCAGCGCUACUCCUGGGGCAGGAUGGCCGUGCUGGCCCUGCUGCUGCUGCUGCUCCAGGCUGCAGCUGUGCUGGGCACACUGGCUGGACUGGGCGCACAGCAGCCCUUCCCCAAGCUCUCCUUCUGCCUGCUGGCCUUCCUUGCCCUUGGUGUCCUCGUCCUUGCCACCGGUCUCCACCUGUUUCACACCAUGGAGGUGAAGAUACUGCACGGCACCAAGGACCAGAUGCGGAUGGCACUGCGGGCCCUGCAGGAGCGUCCCAGUGAAGGCUGAGCUGAGGCUGUGGGUGUCCCACUAUGUCCCCUUGGCCCCACCAUGUCCCCUUUUUCAUCCUUGUUUUUAGCUGACUUCAGGUUUUAAGCGAGCAGCACUGCAGCCAAUGCAGUAGUGCAGGUUUGACAUCUGCUUCUGGGUGAAAUUAAGAUUUUUGGGGCCGAUUUAUUGCAUUGUCCGCUGUGAGAACCAUGAUGGAGGCAGAUUUUUAUUGCUGUCUUUUUAAAUACACUCUUUUGUACACGGAAGGACCCACUGGCCUAGCUGGAAGGCUCGAGAAGCUUGGGCUCCCCUUGCCUGGGGUGGCCUCAAAGUUUACACUGGUGGCUGUUCUGGCAACCAGUCCUGACUCUGAUGGAAAAUAAAGGCGAUAUUUUAACCUUUGGCAUGGGGUCAGGGGGGCUUUAUUUGAAGGGAGGGGGUUUGCAGCAGGAUUGUAGGGCUGGUGCAAACACAGGCAGGGCUGGAGGAGGUGCUGAGGGGAAUGGCAGGAUGAGGGCUGAGCACAGGGUGGUGCUGCUAACAGAGGAACCUACACCUGGGACCCCCAUCCCAAUACAUCUGGGGCUGCCAUAAGCACCAUUUGGCCACAGAGGCCACCUUGCAACGGCCAGGGACUCCAGGGGUGUCUGAUGUCUGUGCAAAAGCCAGUGUGGCAUCACCAAGCAGAAGAAAUCCCAAAGGGGCAAGGAGGGAAUAGCCCCCUGGUAUCCCUUGUCCUCUGUUUUAGAGUGCUGUCCCUGAGCACAAUUCCUUAGGAGCUACUGGACAAAAAAGCCUUCCCUGGCCCAAGGGGUUCAUGGUAGGGUUCUGACCCUGGUCUCUUGCAGAAUCUGGGAACAGUGUGGAUGUGGCAUCCAAAAGCAGUGGUGCAGAGCGGCUGGAUCAGCCCAGUCUGUCUGUCACGGGCCCCAGCUUGUACAGCCAGAUGUCCCUUGAGAUGGACAGGCUGGGAUGGAUGCCCUCAGCUGGGAAGGAUGUCCCAGGGUGGUUUCAAGGGACCAUUCUGGAAGGUGCCCCUGCACAUAUGGCAUCUGCCCUGUGGCCUGCCUUUGGUGGCCAGUCACCUCCUUGCUGCUGGGAGCCACCACAGCCCACUUCUGCACUCCCCUGUGAUCUGGUUUUGCAGCAAGCACAAGGCAGAGGCAAUCCAGCCAUGCACAGGAACACCCUCUCAGCACCCCAAAGCUGAGUGCUUCUUGGUGUCUCCUCAUGUGGGCACCCACCAGCAGGUCUGGCCCCUCCGUGACAGACUUUGGCAAGCAGGGAGCUGGAUUUGCUGUGGCAGCAGCUGGCAGCUGUGGGCAGCUGGGGCACUGCCACUUCCAGAGGUAGCUCAGAGUAAUGCUCAGCCCAAGACUCACACACACACA
Pseudopodoces humilis (Tibetan ground-tit) is the source of this 2929-nucleotide messenger RNA. Lineage: Eukaryota; Metazoa; Chordata; Aves; Passeriformes; Paridae. The record is from RefSeq and is a predicted model, not a curated record.